Messenger RNA from Spea bombifrons (plains spadefoot toad), 1477 nucleotides. It is a transcript of the gene ZDHHC15, whose product is annotated as zinc finger DHHC-type palmitoyltransferase 15. The transcript is spliced from 12 exons. Bases 25 to 1044 code for a protein of 339 amino acids. Gene Ontology annotation, biological process: protein targeting to membrane; synaptic vesicle maturation; peptidyl-L-cysteine S-palmitoylation. NCBI's taxonomy places the organism in Eukaryota, Metazoa, Chordata, Amphibia, Anura, Pelobatidae. Gene Ontology annotation, molecular function: protein-cysteine S-palmitoyltransferase activity. The record is from RefSeq and is a predicted model, not a curated record. Gene Ontology annotation, cellular component: endoplasmic reticulum; Golgi apparatus.
AGCAGUCUAGCGUCGAAAGCCAGGAUGCACACUGGCUGUAGGAUGGCACUGUCCAGGGGAUUGAGGUGUUGCCAGAGGGUGCUGUCAUGGGUGCCGGUGGUUAUCAUAGCCUUGGUGGUACUGUGGUCUUACUAUGCCUACGUGUGGGAACUGUGUAUAGUGACUUUAGAAAACCCUUUGGAAAGAGUCGGAUACCUCAUCCUAUUCCACAUGGUUUUCUUAGUCUUUGUCUGGACUUACUGGAAGGCAAUUUUUACACCUCCUAUGCAGCCAACUAAAAAGUUUUUGCUGUCCUACGCAGACAAGGAGCGCUAUGAAAAUGAGGAACAACCAGAGGCUCAAAAGCAGAUUUUGGCUGAGUUUGCAAAGACGCUGCCUGUUUCCACGAGGACUGGUAGUGGAGCCGUCCGGUUCUGCGACAGAUGUCAAGUAGUGAAACCUGAUCGUUGUCACCACUGCUCCGUCUGUGGCAUGUGUGUUCUAAAGAUGGAUCAUCACUGCCCCUGGGUGAAUAACUGCAUUGGAUUUUCAAACUACAAGUUUUUCCUGCUCUUCUUGGCAUACUCAAUGUUGUAUUGUCUGUACAUUACAUCUACUGUCUUCAAAUACUUCCUCCUCUACUGGACAGGGGACCUAUCCAAUGGACGAGCCAAGUUCCAUGUGCUGUUCCUGCUUUUUGUUUCUUUAAUGUUCUUCAUUAGCCUUAUGUUUCUCUUUGGGUAUCACUGCUGGCUUGUUGGCAUGAACAGAACCACUCUAGAGGCCUUUGCAGCCCCGGUCUUUCAGAAUGGUCCAGAUAAGAAUGGCUUCCACCUUGGCAUCCGGCGGAACCUGGAACAGGUUUUUGGAAAACAGAGGAAAUUGUGGCUCGUUCCAGUAUUCACGAGUUUGGGAGAUGGGCUUUCAUUUCCAAUGAGAACAGUCAGCGAAUCUCAAAACCCACUUUUAUCUGGAGAGAAUCAGUGGGAUGAUGAUGAUGCAACAGAUGAAGAGAAUUCAGCAUCUUAUGGCACCUCGGAUGUUACUAUACGGAUAGAAAAAUAGUGAUCUACUGAACUACAGAUGAAAAGCAUUCGAGAAAAGGAGCUGAAAGCAUCGGAAAUGCCCAAACAUCCAAAGACAGAGCCCUCCAGCUCUCCUUUCUGGUGCGGUAGCCCGUGUGUGCGAGCUCUGCCGUCUGUUUGGGAGAUAGGUCGUACGUUGGGUGGGAAAAUGGGACCAACAUUUAUUGUUGUUGUUUUUACAUGAAGGAAUUCAGCUAGGCCUUUUACAUCUGCAGAAAACCUAAAUGUUUCUCCUUCUAGAUUUAUUUGCAGUCUGUCUAAGAUCUUUUAUUAAUUCUAUUUAUUCCUGUUUAUGAAUAAGAAGGAAAUUAACUAUUUACUAUAUAAAUGUACUUUCCCCCUGGCUAUUAACACAGAUAUUCCUAUUUGAAUUCAGCUAUUGGACUACACAAGUGCCCUGUUUGUAUAUACAC